CUCAUGAUUACCUGAUCCCCAACCAGUUCUUGUACUUCACUUGAUUCCCCGCACAUCCUCAAUCCACGUGUACCAAGAAAAACCUUCCAACCUCAAAGAUCUCGAAAAAACCCACUCCCCCUCCCCACAAAAACAAAACCAACAAUGUUGCCAACGACUGUGAGUGAGUUGUGGGCAUCUGUGAUCUCUGCCCUGGGCAGCAUCGUGCUUUUGUGGACACUCUAUCCACAAUAUUUUCCUAAAGAGCUUCGACGAUACUUCAAUAAAUAUACAAGCAUAAUCAUCAACUACUUCAAUCCCUACAUAAAUAUUUCGUUCUCUGAGGCCUCAGAAGAUCGGUUCAAGCGUAGCGAUGCCUAUUUAACUGUUGAGACUUACCUCAGCGCCAAAGCUCCCAAGACAGCUAAACGACUCAAAGCAGAGUUGGGUAAAGAUAACAGCAAAGUGGUUUUGAGUCUGGAUGUGCAUCAAACCGUGGCGGAUGAGUUUCGUGGGGUUAAGAUUUGGUGGGAGGUAAAACAAGAAGUCAAAACAUCAAGAUCCUUCUAUAAUCCUCGCCAGGAGACCACGAUGUCGUACAUGCUCACGUUUCAUAAGAGAUAUCGUGACCUAAUCAUUGAGUCAUAUUUGGAGCAUGUUAUGAAGGAAGGGAAGGAAAUUGGUGUGAGGAAUCGGCAGAGGAAGCUCUACACGAAUUGUUCUAAUGAAAAGUCGCCAUGGUACAUGAUGAAGCGAAGCAUGUGGAGUAGCAUCUUUUUCGAGCAUCCAGCUAGCUUUGAAAGAAUCGGUAUGGAUCCAGAGACGAAGCAGGAGAUUGUUGACGACCUGUGGACUUUCAGCAAGAGUAAGAACUAUUAUGAAAAGAUUGGGAAGCCAUGGAAGAGGGGUUAUCUUCUCUAUGGCCCUCCUGGGACAGGGAAGUCAACGAUGAUUGCAGCAAUAGCAAACCUGUUGGACUAUGAUGUCUAUGAUCUUGAGCUCACAGCAGUGAAGGAUAAUACGGAGCUGCGAAAGCUUUUGAUCGAGACUACUGCUAAGUCAAUCAUCGUGAUCGAGGACAUCGACUGCUCACUUGAUCUUACUGGUCAAAGAAAGAAGAAAACAAAGAAAUCUUCAGAUGAUGAUGAUGAGAACGAAAUUCCCGAGAAAGGUGCCAAGGAAGAGGAGAAAAGUAAUAAGGUCACACUUUCUGGGCUGUUGAAUGUUAUCGAUGGACUGUGGUCUGCUUGUGGGGGAGAGAGGCUGUUUAUUUUUACUACAAAUUUUGUGGAGAAGCUGGAUCCUGCACUCAUAAGGAAAGGUAGAAUGGACAAGCAUAUUGAGCUCUCUUACUGCAGUUUUGAGGCAUUCAAGGUGCUCGCAAAGAAUUACCUGGAUCUUGAAAAGCAUCCAAUGUUUGACACAAUACAGAGGUUGAUCGGGGAGACGAAGAUCACACCUGCUGAUGUUGCAGAGAACCUUAUGCCAAAGUCGUCAUCAGAUGAUGCAGAUAAAUGCCUAUUGAAGUUGAUACAGGCUCUAGAGCAAGCAAAGGAAGAAGCAGCAAAGAAGAAAGAUGAAGAAGAGAAACUGGAAGAGUAAGAAGGAUCAAAGAAGAAAGAUGAAGAGGUGAAAGUGAAAGAUGAAGAUCAAACAGCAAAGAAGAAAGAUGAAGAUGUGAAAGUGGAGUAGAAUGAACCAACCAGCUUGCUAGAUUUACAUUGCAUAAUUUAUUGCAGAAGUGUUCGCCAUAACCAAAAAGAACGAAAAAAGUGUUCUACAUGCAUGUUUAAUUUGUAUAGGAAGUCGUCUGGGAAGUGUUCACCAUUACAAAAAAAAAAAAAAAAAAGGUGUUCUCCAUGUUGAAUUUGUAUAGUAGGUCCUGUACAUGUGGUAUGGUGUGUAUUGU
Molecule: messenger RNA, 1888 nt
Organism: Juglans microcarpa x Juglans regia
Lineage: Eukaryota; Viridiplantae; Streptophyta; Magnoliopsida; Fagales; Juglandaceae
Product: AAA-ATPase ASD, mitochondrial-like
Exons: 1
Coding region: 145-1581 (478 amino acids)
Molecular function (GO): ATP binding; ATP hydrolysis activity
Source: RefSeq, a predicted model, not a curated record